Messenger RNA from Sphenostylis stenocarpa, 210 nucleotides. The record is from the annotation of a GenBank genome assembly. Lineage: Eukaryota; Viridiplantae; Streptophyta; Magnoliopsida; Fabales; Fabaceae.
AUGGAGGUUUUUCCUACUACGGUAGUGGCUCACAAAGGUUCUAAAUGCUACGCUGGUGGCUCGUGGAGGUGUGACUACUACGAUGCUUGUCUCGUUAUCUUUGCCAAACUGUUGUCGUUGGCAAUGGCGGAGCGGAGUAGUGGAAUAGCAGCUCGCACUGGUGACGACUUCCAGUGGUGGCUUGCAGUGUUACCUGGUGGUAGGUCGUGA